Messenger RNA from Bacillus rossius redtenbacheri, 3973 nucleotides. Its product is annotated as protein mab-21. Bases 113 to 1210 code for a protein of 365 amino acids. The transcript has a single exon. The record is from RefSeq and is a predicted model, not a curated record. NCBI's taxonomy places the organism in Eukaryota, Metazoa, Arthropoda, Insecta, Phasmatodea, Bacillidae.
GCGCGGCGGACAGGCACGCGCGCGCGUCGAGCAGGCUCUUAAGAGGCGGGAGACGCGAUGUAGCCGCGAGGCGCGCUCACCUUCACCUCCCCCUCCCUCUCACCGGGGAGCGAUGCUGGUGCCGCCGGACAUGAUGGCGGCGCAGUCCAAGAUGCUGUACCAGAUCAACAAGUACUACGGCGAGCGGGUGCAGCACCGCAAGGUGCAGAUCGCCAAGACGAUCCGCGACGUGUGCAAGGUGGUUCAGGACGUGCUGAAGGAGGUGGAGGUGCAGGAGCCGCGGUUCAUCUCGUCGCUGACCGAGUGCAACGGCCGCUUCGAGGGCCUGGACGUGGUGUCUCCGGGCGAGUUCGAGGUGGUGCUGUACCUCAACCAGAUGGGCGUGUUCAACUUCGUGGACGACGGCACGUUGCCCGGGUGCGCGGUGCUCAAGCUGUCCGACGGCCGCAAGCGCUCCAUGUCGCUGUGGGUGGAGUUCAUCACGGCUUCGGGCUACCUGUCGGCGCGCAAGAUCCGCUCGCGCUUCCAGACGCUGGUGGCGCAGGCGUGCGACAAGUGCGCGUACCGCGACGCCGUCAAGAUGAUCGCCGACACGACCGAGGUGAAGCUGCGCAUCAGGGAGCGCUACGUGGUGCAGAUCACGCCGGCCUUCAAGUGCUCCGGGGUGUGGCCGCGCUCGGCGGCGCACUGGCCCAUCCCGCACAUCCCCUGGCCGCACCCCAACCUCGUGGCCGAGGUGAAGACCGAGGGCUUCGACCUGCUGUCCAAGGAGAGCGUGACGCUGCAGGGCAAGCAGUCGGCCAUGGAGGGCGACGCGUGGGUGCUGUCCUUCACCGAGGUGGAAGGCCGCCUGCUGCUGGGCGGCUGUCGCCGGCGCUGCCUCAGCAUCCUCAAGACCCUGAGGGACAGGCACCUCGACCUGCCCGGCAACCCGGUGGCCGCCUACCACCUCAAGACGCUGCUGCUGUACGAGUGCGAGAAGCACCCCAGGGAGCUGGAGUGGGACGAGGCGUGUCUGGGGGACCGCCUCAACGGCAUCCUGCUGCAGCUCAUCUCGUGCCUGCAGUGCCGCCGCUGCCCGCACUACUUCCUGCCGCACCUCGACCUGUUCAAGGGCAAGUCGCCCAGCGCCAUGGAGAACGCGGCCAAGCAGGUGUGGCGGCUCACCCGCGAGCUGCUCACCAACACGCGCUCCCUCGAGAAGCUGUGAGCCGUCGACGACUAUACCCCCAGCGCGCUCUGCGCCUAGGAAGCCACGACCCUUCAGCCGUCGACGACUGUCCUCCGCGCUCUCUAGUUCUAGGAACACCUCGUCGGCAGAACUACCUGUCGCCGCGACCCUUCAGCCGUCGACGACUGUCCUCCGCGCUCUCUAGUUCUAGGAACACCUCGUCGGCAGAACUACCUGUCGCCGCGACCCUUCAGCCGUCGACGACUAUACCUCCCGCGCUCUCUACGGCUAGGAACACCUGGUCGGCAGAACUACCUGUAGCCACGAGACCCUUCAGCCGUCGACGACUGUCCUCCGCGCUCUCUAGUUCUAGGAACACCUCGUCGGCAGAACUAGGUACCUGUCAACGCGAUGUCCCUCAGGCACAAACCACUUGUCUCCCUCCGACUUAUAUGUCCCACAUCUGCGCAACCGUUAGAAACCAGCAUUCUUCAACGAACAGUUUGUUACUCAUUACUAGGGACCGGAAAAAUUCGCGAAUUCAGUGACCUGCAGGAUAGACUCCAAGAUCCUCUAUGCACUCCGACAAAUUACAUCUGCCCAUUGGCUACUGACUCGUGACUACUAUUAACUAGAAUGCUUUUGAUUCGAUACUUCUUUCGUUGAGGAUUAUUCAUUAGUUCUGAUUCCUUCGGACAACCUGUGGUCAAAUCACUGAAGCAGCAAAAAGUUAAAGACAUCUGGAUUCUAGCUUAUCGCGAAAUGAAACGGCGAAUAUUUCCGGGCUCUACUCAUUACCGUUGUUAAACACACGCGGAAAGGGUUUUUGCCGUAGACUCAAAAAAAAAAUAUUUGAGAAUUUCAUUAAUAUAAUAAGAUUUGAUUCGCGUAACUUCGAAAACCCCCGCGCGUUUAACGAGGAUAGCAGUGAUUCAAAGAAAGACUUAUCCCUGGAUGAUUUGCAACCUGCAUACUUCGAAAAAUGUUAAGUGUGUUUGGCGUUAGGACGUAGGCCUAGGCGCACUGUCUCGUCAUUGGCUGCUGCAGCUGUCUGCCACACUGCUGAUGUUUUGUUUAUGUACGUUCGCCGAGGUUUGAAAACUUCGUCACGGACUUAUUUUGACGUUGAUUCUUGACCUCUAAACCAGAAAACAGGCAAAGAGCUGAUGCACUGUGAAAAGGGGGGGGGGGGGGGUAUUUAAACGAACAUCAAAUGUUCCGUUAUUAGGUCCAUGCAUAUCCCUCGACUUAAAGAACCAAUUUUUUUUCUCAGUAAAAAUAAAAAUAUUGCGUCGAAAUAAACUUCACAAAAUUUCUAUCCUAAACUGUUGUAAAUAAACUUUUUUUUUUUUACUUCGUCAAUUAGGUAUACAGGUACUGCCUAUCGUGUUUGCAUUAGGAAACAAUAAUUUUUAUCGUCUGAUUUCACAAGCUAGAGUAAGAAACUUGGAAUUUCACAAAAUUUUGUAUUUCAGAACAUGUCAACUAGUUCUUGGCAAUAUUACGAGAUAAAAUAUUUUGUUUAUAGUUCAGUCCUUCGACGUGUUAUUUUAAAGCAAUUAAAAACACAUAAAACACUUAAUUAAGGCGUGACUUGCUACCUAGAGUUUACUGUAUACGUGCAAUUUCUGAAUUAUUAAAUCAUGAUUAUUUUUUUGUAAACGUUGUUAGGAAAAUUCGCGACAAAAUAUUUGACGAUUAAAAGCUAUCGAUUCCGAAACUAAUGGGUUGAACGAAUGCACAGCUCUUAGGCGUAGGUAUUAACAGCAUCAGCGGCAGCCAAUGAAAUGUCAUCUCUCCGUGUAGGCCUAUGUGCAGGUACACAAUACUGCGGAGUCUAUCUUGCAAAACCUGGUCUAACACCAUUCUAAAUGCUGACGGCAGGGUGGGAUUGUGUAUCUAUAAGCUCACUAUUUCCCCUACUAUAACUGUACAAGUUUUGUAAACAUUUCUGUCAAACUUAGGUCUACAUGACUGCUGCUUCUAAGCCUGUUUUUUUUUUUUGUGGGAAUGUCAUUCUCAACCAGCGCAGCAACACUUAGGCCCUAAAUUGAACAAUCGCGUAGGCAUAUUUUUUUUUCAAGAUAGCUUAAAGUGUAAAAAAUAUAGACCUACCCUUAGAACACUCAAAUUGUCGUGUUGUUACAAGCGUCGAUUUUCGUGUGUUUUUAUUGUGAUAUUUAUGUAUUAAUUAUAGGUAGUCAUAUGACGGUGCGGUCAAAAAAAAUAUUCCGUUUUGUGUUGCGUGUGUGUAAAUAGAGCUAUAUCUUUUUUUCUCUUCCCUUUCGUCGGACUGCAUCGAGAAACGAAGGUAUGAACGAUACAUUUUCCUAGUUUCUUCUAUACGUCGAUAUGUUUUUAUUGAUUCUCUCUAAGCUGUUCCAUUGUUUGACGAAUGUAAAAUUUAAAAAAAUAGUAUUAUAUAUAUUCCAAUAAAUAUAUGACAUUCAUCUGUUUUUAUAAUAAUUGCAAUGUUUCAUUAUUUCGUAACUAAUAUAUUACACCUGUAGGCCUAUAAGGUAGAAUGCACCCAUUAUUACUUGCACUAAAUAAAUGAUUAUCUAGGUAAAAACUAGUUACUGUUUGCAUAGGAACCACAAAUGUAUAAGAAAACAACAUAAGUAACCUAUACCUAUAUAAAACACCAAGCAUAACUAUAAGUUAUGUCAAGUUAAACAUUUGAUAACCUGUAAUGCUGUAAGGAUUAACCAAUAACGAAGUUGGCCUAUAGUUGUAACGAUAAUGUCAAAAAUAUUAUAAAUUGGUCAAAAAUAUUAUAAAUUGUUUACUUUUUUUUAACUU